UUGAGAAACUUCAACCAUUGCCUUUUCAGCCCGGAUUCCUUAUCAAAAAAUGAAGAAAUCGAAUACAGGAAGAACAAGUGGGGCGCAAAAGCGUUGAAGAAUCUGACGAUCGUUCUUCCUGGGUCUGGAAUUGUUCAUCAAGCAAACCUUGAGUUUUUGGCACGCGUUGUUUUUGAUAACGAAGAAGAUUGUCUUUUGUACUGCAACUCGCUGGUUGGGACAGACUCUCAUACCACCAUGAUCAACGGACUUGGAGUCCUUGGUUGGGGAGUUGGUGGUAAG
Messenger RNA from Notodromas monacha, 282 nucleotides. NCBI's taxonomy places the organism in Eukaryota, Metazoa, Arthropoda, Ostracoda, Podocopida, Cyprididae. The record is from the annotation of a GenBank genome assembly.